Messenger RNA from Hypoxylon trugodes, 2550 nucleotides. Its product is annotated as HET-domain-containing protein. The record is from RefSeq and is a predicted model, not a curated record. Bases 311 to 2344 code for a protein of 677 amino acids. The transcript has a single exon. NCBI's taxonomy places the organism in Eukaryota, Fungi, Ascomycota, Sordariomycetes, Xylariales, Hypoxylaceae.
CAGUAAAAGUUGCUCUCAUUUAGCAUACCCAAGUACCUACUGGGCGUUCACCGCUUCCGCUAAUUUCGCCUAAAGUCAUGAGUGGUAGGGGACUUGUUACACGUGUUACAGGAUGCUCGUUGGCGGAGCCAGCGGCUAUGACAGGGGGGUCAUUGGUUACCGACGCUGCACUGCCAACCCACCAGGUCGCAUGCUCAAAUCUACCAACAGCCUGCGACCCGAUGGAUGCAACCUGAAAUUCAGCUUCUACACAUAUUAUAGGUAGCAAGGAUGACACGAUGCAUCACCCCGUUUACGAUGAUUUAUAGCGAUGUUGAUAAAAUCGUUAAACCGGCAUCUCAAAUCUGGAUAUGAGAAAUUUACAUUCUGGUCGAAGCGGCGAGGCUCAGAAGAAGAUACUGAAGAAUCUGAGGACGAUGACGCUGAAGACUCGGAAGAUGGUGAGGACGAGGAAGAGAGCGAGAGCGAGGAUGAUGAAACCGACAGCUUUGUGAGCGUCGAGGAGCCAUACCGGGCGCCAGCGUAUCCCUAUCGAGAACUGGAAGGCGACGAGAUUCGACUGCUUCGUAUAGUACCUGGGACAGGAGCCGUCGAGUGUCUUCUCCAUCAAAUCCCUCUGGCUGAGGUGAAGUUCUUCUACGCUUUAUCUUAUGUAUGGGGCGAUGCGACCGAGAAGAGAACCAUUUUUCUAGAGGGGCAGCCAUUUGAGGUUACCAGGAAUCUGUUUGAAGCUUUACAUCAGUUCAGACAACAACCAGGAGCUCCUAAACGGGAGCGACUGGACAUCGGCUAUCCAAAUGAUUAUUUCUGGGCUGAUGCUAUUUGCAUUAACCAGGCCGACUUGGAUGAAAGAGCGCGCCAGGUGCCACGUAUGAUUGAAAUAUACCAUGCCGGCCAUGUUGUCAUCUGGCUUGGCCACGUCAGGAAACGACGACCGCCGGAAAGCCGCCUCAAAAGACUUAUCCGGCGGGCCCCAAGGACCGAAUGGUCUCAAUCCGACUUAUUGCUAGAUAAUGGGAUCAAGACCUUGUUCAAGAAGACCAACUCAAUGUGGGAAGACUGGGAACCCAUAGAUGAGGACGACAAUGUGGUCUUAGAGGCCGAGUUUGGAGAUGAUUAUAACGGCAUCAUUACAGCAAUUGCCAAUGUUCUCAGAAGGCCAUGGUUUGAAAGAGUAUGGACCCUUCAAGAAUCUUGCUUGGAUACGUAUCCGAUAAUAUACAUCGGGCGCUAUACCGUACAUCUGGAAAAAUUGAUAAAAAUGUGGAAACUUCUCCUUGCGGAGCACAAUAAUCUGAUUACACACCCUGGGAGUUUUAGGUUGACUUCCCUGGAGCAAAUCGAUCGAUUAUAUAGGAGCGCUUUGUUUGAUUGGGACGGGAACCCGAAGAAGAUGAGCACAGCCGCGCUCCUCGCAACUUUAAUAAGAAUUACUGGCAGGAAGGGAUCUUCGGAGCCUCGAGAUCAGCUCUAUGGCCUUUUAGGUCUUGUCAAGUAUCUCGGGGACCAAGAGCUGCCAGAAGAAUUAACCCCAGAUUAUCGCUUACCAUAUGAGAGUGUAUAUUGGAAUUAUGCAGCAUUCAUAUUUGAAACGGCUGGAGAUCUGAAGCUACUGGACUGUGCCCGCAACGAGCUCCAGGACGUACCAUCAUGGGUCCCCGACUUUCGGUACUUCACAGUAUCACUUGAUGUGGGACAUCAGGUGUCCGCACGAGUAUCCCUCGACAAGAAGAUUUUACACCUACAAGGUUCUGUACUGGGAACAUUUCGCAAUUUCAUCAAUGGCAAAAACCUAGCGAGCCGUUUGCCCACCGGGAAGAAAAUACCGGUCGAAUUAUCAAGACGCCUAAGAGAGUUUGACGAGCGUAUCCUCGAACCGUCGGCGGCUGCUAGAGGAAUUACUAUCGAAGAGGCCUUCAACAGCAUGAUGGAAGACGCAACCAGAAUUGCCCCAGAACGUAACGGAAAGAGUGCCGACUCAUUCUAUCAAGUCUAUUGCUGUCUACGCGACUCGCGCUGGGCUAGGAGACCCCGCGGAGCUAGAAAAAGACGAACAUCCACCUUCCGUCAAAGGGAACAAGUCAUCGCGAGCCGAUUACAUCCCCCUUGUCUACUUCUUACUGACGGUACGAUACUUACUAUGGUCAGAGAGGACGCGCAAGUCAGAACUAGCGAUCUGUUGUGUAUAUUCAAAGGGGCCGUAAAGAUGAGCCUCCUGCGACCCUCUGGCGAUGACUAUAUGUUUAUAGGCCAGUGUCGGGUACAGGAUGGACCCAUGAAACAACAGGGAUUUGACGAUGACUUCUGGGCCGGAAGGGAACUACAGGAUUUCAAUUUGAUCUAACAACCAUUUGGUAUAUAUUUAUUUUGGUUAUCAUCUUCAUGGGGCUGGCGAUGUCUCGCAUACUGAAAUGGACACAUACUAGACGAUUCUUGGCGCAGGGGACAUGAUAGAAACGAGAUAUAUAUAGACUGUAGUUAGGGUUUACAUAGAGCAUAUGGCGUUGGUAUGGAUGAUAUGAAGCUACGACGUCACGAUGUUUAAAUCCA